Molecule: messenger RNA, 2201 nt
Organism: Pteronotus mesoamericanus
Lineage: Eukaryota; Metazoa; Chordata; Mammalia; Chiroptera; Mormoopidae
Gene: PRODH
Product: proline dehydrogenase 1
Exons: 14
Coding region: 6-1808 (600 amino acids)
Cellular component (GO): mitochondrion
Molecular function (GO): proline dehydrogenase activity; FAD binding
Source: RefSeq, a predicted model, not a curated record
CAGUCAUGGCUCUGAAGCGCAUCCUCUCCGUGGUGCGCCUCGGCACUCCUCGCCUCUCCUCUCUGUCAACGGCGCCGGCGACCCGCGAGCAGCCCGCCGCGGGCCCGGGGGCCGUGCCCGGACGCGGGGCGUCCGAGCCCGUGCGGCCGCCGGUGCCUACCGUGGACUUCGACAACGCGCAGGAGGCGUACCGUAGCCGGCGCAGCUGGGAGCUAGCGCGCAGCCUGCUGGUGCUGCGCCUUUGCGCCUCGCCCUUGCUGUUGGCGCACCAUGAGAAGCUGCUCCAUCUCUCCAGGAGACUUCUGGGACAAAGGCUGUUUGACAAGCUGAUGAAGAUGACUUUCUACGGACAGUUUGUGGCCGGCGAGGACCAGGAGUCCAUCCGGCCCCUGAUCCAGCAUAACAAGGCUUUUGGUGUGGGUUCCAUCCUGGACUAUGGAGUAGAGGAGGACCUGAGCACAGAGGAGGCGGAGCGCCAGGAGAUGGAGUCCUGCACCUCAGCGGCAGAGAGGAAGGACAGAGGCGCCACUGAGACGGAGAAGCAGGACCAAGCCCACCGGACCUUCAGAGAUCGCAGGGAUGGCGUCAUCAGCGCCCGCACCUACUUCUACUCCAGUGAAGCCAAGUGUGACAGCCACAUGGAGACGUUCCUGCGCUGCAUUGAGGCUUCAGGUGGAGUCAGUGAUGAUGGCUUCUCAGCCAUUAAGCUCACCGCGCUGGGGAGACCCCAGUUUCUGCUGCAGUUCUCAGAUGUGCUGACCAAGUGGAGGCGGUUCUUUCACCAAAUGGCCGCCGAGCAAGGGAAGGCCGGGCUGGCCGCCAAGGACAUGAAGCUGGAGGUGACCGCGCUGCAGGAAAGCGUGGCGAAGAUGGGCAUCGCAUCCAAGAAGGAGAUUGAGAGCUGGUUCACCACAGAGACCCUCGGCGUGUCCGGCACCCUGGACCUCCUGGACUGGAGCAGCCUCAUCGACAGCAGGACCGAGCUCUCCAAGCACCUGGUGGUCCCCAACAUGCAGACAGGACAGCUGGAGCCCCUGCUCUCAGGGUUCACCGAGGAGGAGCAGCGGCAGAUGACGAGGAUGCUGCAGAGGAUGGAUAUCCUGGCCAAGAAAGCCAUGGAGAUGGAGGUGCGGCUGAUGGUGGACGCUGAGCAGACCUACUUCCAGCCGGCCAUCAGCCGCCUGACACUGGAAAUGCAGCGCAAGUUCAACGUGGAGAAGCCGCUCAUCUUCAACACGUACCAGUGCUACCUCAGGGAUGCCUAUGACAACGUCACCCUGGACGUGGAACUGGCCCGCCGUGAGGGCUGGUGUUUUGGAGCCAAGCUGGUGCGAGGAGCAUACAUGGCCCAGGAGCGGGCCCGUGCUGCGGAGACUGGCUACGAGGACCCCAUCAACCCCACGUACGAGGCCACCAACGCCAUGUACCACAGGUGCCUCAACUACGUCCUGGAGGAGCUGAAGCACAAUGCCAAAGCCAAGGUGAUGGUGGCCUCCCACAACGAGGAUACAGUGCGCUUCACGUUGCGCAGGAUGGAGGAGUUGAGCCUGCACCCCGCCGAUCACCAGGUGUACUUUGGACAGCUGCUAGGCAUGUGCGACCAGAUCAGCUUUCCGCUGGGCCAGGCAGGCUUCCCUGUGUACAAGUAUGUGCCCUACGGCCCUGUGAUGGAGGUGCUGCCCUACCUGUCCCGCCGUGCCCUGGAGAACAGCAGUGUCAUGACGGGCGCCCAGCGGGAGCGGCAGCUGCUAUGGCAAGAGCUCAAGCGGAGGCUCCGCACAGGCAACCUCUUCUACCAUCCAGUCUAGCGCCCUGGGCCGCCAACACUGCCACCUGCCACCGACUCGGCCUCCCAGAGCCCUCAGGCUGGGGCGGGAUCUGUGGGGUCUGGGUGCUCCCUAGGCCGUAGCCCAGCCUCACGGAUUCACCUUUUUACACCCGAGACCUGCUCUAAGCGGGGCCUGUGUGAGACCCUGGCCCCUAUGCGGGGUGUGGGCACUCGGCUGUAGUCCCAGUCUGAUGCCUGCCACAGCCACCGAAACGUCAGGAACUGCCCUUUGAGUGGGCACUGCCCCAUCUCCGUCCACCCCUAUGACCUUGGACCCAAAGCCCACCUUCCACCAGGGCCUAACCCACAUAACUAAAGCCCCCCGGGUGGACAGUGGCCGUGCUGAGCAAGGCUGAUCAAUAAACCACUAUUU